Molecule: messenger RNA, 4320 nt
Organism: Ruditapes philippinarum (Manila clam)
Lineage: Eukaryota; Metazoa; Mollusca; Bivalvia; Venerida; Veneridae
Exons: 1
Coding region: 18-4280 (1420 amino acids)
Biological process (GO): DNA integration
Molecular function (GO): nucleic acid binding
Source: RefSeq, a predicted model, not a curated record
CCUCCUCUCAGUUUACCAUGGGGGUCCAAGUAGGGGAUGUACCAGUAACAGCAGUGGUUGAUACUGCUGCCCAGGUGACCAUCAUUUCAGAUAAGGUCUACAAUUCCCUGAAGCACAAACCUUCCAAAAUAAGGGAUGUGAAGCUGCAAACCGCAGGCAGGGAAUUGUCUAUGGCAGCAUUCGUAGCCGGUCCGAUGAAGCUGAAAGUUGGUCACCAGUGGUAUCAGGUCAACAUGUAUGUUGCUCCCAUUGAGCAGCAAAUGCUGUUGGGUUUUGAUUUGCUGCGCCACCCCGGUGAAUCGGUGUUAGAUAUGAGCAAAGCAGAGCUCUACUUUGAUGGAAUGCGCAUCUCCCUAGAUGUUCAUUCAUCCGAUAGUCCCGUGGUAUCCAAGGUCACGGUGUCUAAGAGACAAGUUAUCCCUCCACAUUCUGUAGCAAGGGUCAAAUGCAGGUUACAUACCCCCCUGCCCAGCUACAUUGUGGAACCGGUGAAUCAGAAGAAAUUUCUGGCUCCCCGUGUGUUACAUGAGGACACCAACACCCCUGUGUUGUGUCUGAUCAAUCCGUCGGAUAGCUUUCGCCUCGUCAAGAGGGGAACCGAGAUUGGCAGGGCAUAUGCUAUCAGUGAAGUUAUCGAGAAUGGGUGUGAUGUUGAAACAUAUUCGAUCAACGAAGUGUUUGAAACAUCAGGUGCGGUUGGUCCAAUACCACCACACCUGCAGGAGGUCUAUGAUACCUCUUGUGGCAGCCUUGACGAAGAUCAACGGGCUCAGUUGGCGCAAUUGCUUAUUGAGUUCCAAGAUGUCUUCGCCAAGAGUGAGUUUGAUCUUGGUAACUUCACUGACGUAGAACAUGUCAUUGAUACUGGGGAUGCAAGGCCUGUAAAGCAACGUAUGCGGCGUACGCCGGCAUGCUUUGCAGGGGAAGAAGAGGCCCAUCUUCAGAAAAUGCUGGAGGCAGGAGUCAUACAAGACUCUAUAUCAGAUUGGGCAUCCGCUCCAGUUUUGAUCCGUAAACGUGACGGCUCUGUGCGCUAUUGCAUAGACUAUAGGAAAUUGAAUGAGGUUACAGUCAAAGACGUGUAUCCUCUGCCUUUAGUCGAUGAUUGCAUGGACACAGUUGCUGGCAGUGUAUGGUUUUCGAAAUUGGAUGCCAAUUCUGCAUACUUCCAGUUAAAAAUCCGAGAAGAAGACAGGAAAAAGACUGCCUUUAUUACAAGGUACGGUCUUUUUGAGCAUGUUCGCAUGGGCUUUGGUUUGUGUGGCGCCCCCGCUACAUUUGCCAGAGCGAUGAACUUAGUUCUCAGAGGCUUAACAUGGAAGACUGUCCUGGCAUUUCUAGACGAUAUUAUCGUGCUAGGACGCAGUUUUGAGGACCAUCUCUCAAACCUGCGUGAGGCCCUUUCGAGAUUUCGGAGGCAUAAGCUUAAGCUGAAGCCAAAGAAAUGUAUCUUCUUCCAACAAGAAGUAGAGUUUCUGGGCCGAAAAGUGAGCAAGGACAACAUUGCUAUGACGGAACAUGACAUAGCUGUUGUGACUGAUUGGCCUGUUCCAAACAGUGCCAAGCAGGUUGAAAGGUUUAUGGGGUUGGUCAACUAUCAUAGAGGGUUUAUAAAGGACUUCUGUAGGAAAGCAGCCCCAUUGUACGCCGUCACAGGCAAAGCCAACUUUGUUUGGGGCGAAGAACAAGGAGAGUCAUUCAGGACUUUGAAGUGCUUGUUGACGCAACCUCCGGUGUUAGCAUUGCCUAACCAGACUGACAGCUUUAUCCUGGAUACGGAUGCCUCCAAUGAUUCGAUUGGAGCAGAGCUCUUGCAGGUGCAAGAUGGCCAGGAGAAGGUUGUCGCGUAUGGUAGCUAUGCUCUCACCAAGGAGCAACGCAGGUACUGCGUGACCAGGAAAGAGCUGCUAGCAGUGGUUCGGUUCACCAGACAGUUCCGACACUACUUGCUAGGCAGACCAUUUGUGGUUAGGACUGACCAUUCCAGUCUGAGAUGGUUAAUGAACUUUAAGGAACCACAAGGGCAGCUGGCGAGAUGGCUUGAAGAGCUGUCUCAAUUUAACAUGGUUUUGAGACACCGUGCAGGCCGUGAGCACUCCAAUGCCGACGCAAUGUCAAGAAUACCACUGCAAAGUGGGACAUGUCGAGGCUGGGUUGCUGGUGCACGCCUGGAUCAGUUGCCUUGUGGUGGGUGUGUUUAUUGUAAAAAGGCCCAUGAAAAUUGGGAGAGGUUUUUUACAGAAGUAGAUGAGGCGGUACCAUUGGUCAUAAAACCAGGGGGGGCCAUGGCCCCAGGUUUGAAUGCUGGUUUGGGUGACCAUGAGGGUGCCGGGGUCUCUGCCAUCUACGGGGAAAGUGAAAGUUCAAAUGACCUAUCAGACACGAAUGGCCAGCCGGUCCUUACCAUUGGGGUCGGUGAUCAUGGUCAGCAGGGUCUCUCUGAAGGCCAAAUCUUCAGUAGAGAUAAGACCUGUGUUGAGAGUGGUUGCCAGGAGGAAAGAACCUGGGACAUCAGGACCCUUCCUGAUCCCGGGGAUGUAUUAUUGCUGGCACAAACUUUGGAAUAUAUCCCAUGGGACAUGCAUGGCAUGUCUAGAGGGGAUGAAGUUGCUAGCAUUAAUAUAGUAUCCACCAGGAGAUCAAAGCUUGCUACCAAUGCAACGCCUUCUGAUCAGGUGGGAGAUAAGGAGAAAGAUAGUUCUCCUGUGGUUACUAAUCCAGUGGACAGGCCUAGUGACAGUGAAGCCCUGCAAAGUUGGGGUUUUUCUGUGGAUGAACUCAGGGAGGCCCAAAGCCGUGAUCCUGAGUUGAAGCCUGUACUGGAUUGGUUACAAGAUGGGACAGAAGCUGACCCUUCAGCUCUGUUUCAGUCAAGUCCAGGCACUAAGUAUUACUGGUUAACUAGGGGUUCGAUGCUCUUGAUUGAUGGUGUGUUAUAUCAAACUGACAAACACACUGAUGACAAGAGGCUUGUGUUACCUGGUGUUUAUAGGCAAGAAGCACUCGCUUUGAAUCAUGAUUUGCCAUCGGCAGGUCAUCAGGGCGAGUCUCGGACAAAAGACCGAAUUAAAGAGAAGUUUAUUUGGUACAGUCUUGGUAAGGAUGUGGCUAGUUAUGUUUCUGGUUGUGCUGUGUGCAACCAAAACAAAAAGACAGCACAUCAGGGGAAAUGUCCUUUAAUCCAAUUUAGGGCAGGCUCCCCAAUGGAACGUGUACAUUUAGACUUCUUAGGUCCUUUGCCAAAAACACCACGGGGUAAUGAGCACGUACUCAUGAUGGUUGACCAGUUUACCAAGUGGGUGGAGUGCAUACCAGUCCCCAGUCAAUCUGCCGAGGAAACUGCUCGCACGGCUGUCGAUCAGUUCUUCUCCAGAUUUGGUAUGCCAUUUGAGAUCUUCUCUGACCAGGGUCGCAACUUCGAAUCUAAGUUGUUUUGCGAGUUGUGUAAGGUUUUAGAGAUCCAUAAGGCCCGUACAACACCUUAUCGACCUUCCGCAAAUGGACAGGUGGAAAGGUAUAACAGGACUCUCAUGGAUGCUGUCCGCUGUUUUAUAGGUAAAUCCCAGAAACAGUGGGACUUGCACCUUCAGCAGAUUGCUGGAGCAUUAAGGUCAUCCGUCAAUCGAAUGACUGGUUUUACCGCCAACAUGAUGAUGUUGGGUAGAGAGGUAAAUACUCCGGCAGACGUGAUGUUUCCACCAAAACAUCGUGACGAGCAGUCACCAAAUGACUAUGUUCGUGAGCUUAUUUCCACCAUGGAGAAAGCCCAUGAAACAGCUCGUCAGUCUAUGAAAACCGCUUCAAAUCGAAUGAAGCGUAAUUAUGAUCUGCGCAUCCUUGAGAGAAACUAUGAGGUUGGAGAUGCAGUUUAUUUGCUGGACACUGCCACAGUGAAAGGCAAAUGUAAGAAAUUAUCUCCUCCUUGGAAAGGCCCGGGGGUUAUUGUCUCUAAGCUUUCCUCUUACCAUUUUAGAGUAAAGCUCCGUAAUGCGGUCUUUGUGGUAAAUCACGACCGUGUUAAACCUUGCAGGGAUAGGGAUUUACCUCGCUGGUUAAAGGUGUUUCAAGAGCACCCCAGUGAUGAUAAGGGAGCGACCGGUGAUGAUCGUGUGUACUGCUUUUGUCGCCAACCUUGGCAAGGCAGAUUUAUGAUCCAAUGUGAUCACUGUCAAGAGUGGUACCACGGUUCUUGCGUUGAUAUCACGCAGACUGAAGCUUUUGACAUCAAUUUAUAUAAGUGUAAGGAUUGUAUUAAACGCUCUAAGAGGGUUGAUACAUAACCAACCAUUUGAUUUUUUGUGUCAUUACAGAUGUCUGCAG